AUGGGUGGAUCAAGUUGCCUUACAGUGACAACGGGGCUUACGUCGGCAGUGACGUCGGAUCCAGCGUCGGCCCGAUACACGUUAUCAGCUUUCGCUACUGGUGACUGGGGCGCGACGCCGUACAAGGGCUCGUGCUGUGGAAGCACGUACAACAACUACGAUCUCAACGCCCAAGAAGUCGUCGCGACUCUGAUGAACAUCGAAGCUGGAACUUCCGUCAAGCCCAAGGCCAUCCUCGGUCAUGGCGACAGUUUGUACUGGACUGGCAUCAACAGUGAAUUGUCCCGUGACGGCCGCUUCGCUGAGUCGUUCGAGGCCAAGUACGACGGAGACAACAUCAAGACUACGAUUCCCUGGUUCAACGUUAUGGGCAACCACGACUACGGCGGCUCCGACUACAUCUGCAGCAGCGGGGACAAGCUGGUCAAGUGCAACAGCACGGCGGAGCAGUACCAGGGCCUUGAUAGCAAACUCAAGUGGCAGACGGAGUUUCGAAGCCGCAACGACAACCGCUGGCACAUGGAUGACCGCUUCUACGUCUACCGUAUCGAGGACCCCACGACCGGAGUGAGCAUCGACAUCUUUAACGUCGACACGAACGAUGCCGACGUUCAUGGUGCCAGCCUCGUUUGCUGCCAGUGCUACAGCUACGCCGGCACUGACAGCGGCGGGUGCAACCACGUCGUUCGUGAAGACAAGUACUGCUUCGGCGGUCAAUUAGAUCUGUUUGACAGCUGUAUGGCCAGGUUCUCGCAAUGGGGCGCCGAAUCUCGCGCUCAGUUGGCGGAGAAGGUGAAGCAGUCGACUGCGACUUGGAAGAUCGUCAACAGCCAUUUCAGCCCCUACGACCACUACUUCGAGCCGGGGAUGAACAAGUGGUUUGACGUGCUGAGGAACUCGGGCGUUCGCGUUUUCCUGCAUGGCCACACGCACGCAGAGAAGCACGACUACUCGGCGUCGCUGGGCGUCCAAUUCAUCGAGAACGGCGCCGGUGGCGGCAGACAAAAGGGUCCCGCGAGUGUCAUUCAGCCCUACGCAGCCAAGUACGUUAAGAAUGAGUGGGCGUACACGGCCGACGAGUACGGAUUCUUCUCGCUGCAGGCGUCCAAGGACUGGCUGAAGCUGCAGUACCACACGGCGGACACCAAGUGGAACUUCGCGGAAACCUACGCGGACACGACGAUCGGCGGCGUGGCGACCAAGCACUGCUGGUACGUCCCGGCGGACGGCUCCGAGGGCAAGGCGUGCUGGACAGAAUGGGAAAUAGCCCCUCAAACUUUGAGGUUAAAGCGCAAUUGA
Molecule: messenger RNA, 1299 nt
Organism: Phytophthora sojae
Lineage: Eukaryota; Oomycota; Peronosporomycetes; Peronosporales; Peronosporaceae
Exons: 2
Coding region: 1-1299 (432 amino acids)
Molecular function (GO): ferrous iron binding; ferric iron binding; acid phosphatase activity
Source: RefSeq, a predicted model, not a curated record